Heteronotia binoei (common prickly gecko) is the source of this 2033-nucleotide messenger RNA. Its product is annotated as serpin A12-like. NCBI's taxonomy places the organism in Eukaryota, Metazoa, Chordata, Lepidosauria, Squamata, Gekkonidae. Bases 38 to 1351 code for a protein of 437 amino acids. The record is from RefSeq and is a predicted model, not a curated record. The transcript is spliced from 5 exons. Gene Ontology annotation, molecular function: serine-type endopeptidase inhibitor activity. Gene Ontology annotation, biological process: negative regulation of endopeptidase activity.
UACAGCAGACGUGAAGAGGACAACUGGGUCUGAUUGAAUGUCUUGGAGAAGAAUGAAGCCCAUCAUUCUCUUGUUCAUUACCGGGAUUCUAGCUAACAAUGCUUUCCCUCCCAAUUCUGGAAAUCAACAGUAUAAUAAUAAUUGCUACAACCAUCAGUAUCCCCUAGAGAGGAACCAUCCAAACCAAUCCAAUCUAGGAAGAAGCCGAAGUCCAAAUGAAAUUGUGGUUGGCACAAAUACCAACUUUGCAUUCAAGUUCUUUAAGGUAGCUGCUUCCAACGGAGACCAGAGGGACAAUUCAGGCAAGAAAAACCUGGUCUUCUCUCCCAUGUGUAUCUCAUCUUCAUUUGCCAUGAUGGCUUUGGGGGCCAGGGCAAAAACUUUAGAUCAGAUUCUCAAAGGACUGAGCUUUAAACCAACAGAGAUUGCAGAAAGGAACAUACAUGAAGGUUUCCAUGAUCUCAUCUACAUGUUAAACAGUGGGAACUCAGGCCUCCGUGUGGAAAUGGGGUGUUGCCUAUUUGUAGAAAACAAGCUGCACCCACAACCAGAUUUCUUAAAUGGACUCAGAAAUAUCUACGGAGGAGAUAUCUAUAUGGAAAAUUUUAAGAACACAGCAGAAACUAUGCAACACAUCAAUGGCUACGUUGAAAGAAAAACCCAUGGGAAGAUUUCUAAGCUCAUCGAUAGAGUUGAUCCAGUGACUGAAAUACUAAUGGUUAGUUUCUUUUACAUGAAAGCCAAUUGGAAGAAGCCUUUUAAUCCAAAGUACACUGUGCCACAUGAGUUCUACGUUGAUCCUCACACUGCUAUCAAAGUGCCAAUGAUGUUCCAGAUGGGCAUGUUUGAAUAUGGCAGAGAUGACCAGAGGGCUUGUACUAUUCUGAAAAUGCCCUACCAAGGGCAUGCUGAUGCAUAUUUUAUCCUGCCUGACAAAGGAGAAAUGGACAGGGUGAUCAGCAGCUUAUCAAACGAAGCUGUGCAAUCUUGGAAAACAAUACUCCAGAGGAGCUCUGUAAAUGUGUAUAUCCCAAAAUGUACAGUUUAUGGAGAGCUCAAUCUGAAAGACAUAAUGUAUUCCAUGGGUAUAGUAGACCUCUUCACUGCAAAUGCAGAUCUGUCUGGAAUCACAGGGCAGCCUCAGCACCGGGUUAAUGGCGCUAUUCAUAAGGCUGUAAUGGUGAUAGAUGAGAAAGGAACGGAAGCAUCAGCAGCCUCUGCGAUGGACCUGGUGCCCAUGUCCAUGCCAAGAGUAUUUAAAGCCAACUCUCCUUUCAUGACUAUGGUUGUCGAAGAAUCAAGUGGAAGUAUCAUCUUCUUGGCAAAGAUCUCAAACCCUGCUGAGAGCUAAAUAAGCAAAAUGCACAUGACUAAUAAGCUACAAAUUAUUUCCUAAUUAUUUUGGCCUGAUCCACACUGAAUUGACUUUUCAGCUUUUGCAUAUGGCCUCCAUGGUUAAACUGUAGAACUGGAUUGUGUGAAGAGAGGAAAAGGGGAGGGAAAGUAAGCUAUGGGUGAAACUUGUAAAAGGUGGAAGGCUUCUCAUUCAGAAUACAUCCCAGUAUAGCAGCUGCCGGUCUGUUCUGUUGGUGCAUUUUGUCUUUGCUCCGUUCUGUUUGUGCUUAUUACCUUUGCUCAUCAGAUCAAUGCACAGCACAUGGUUUGCAUCUCAUUAGGUACCAGACGUUCUGGGUAUUGACUUGCAGUGGCAUGGAGAUACACUGCACCACAGUGGCUAAUUUGAGGAAGCAGGCACACAGCAGCUGCCCUGGGGAGGAAAUGUCAAGGCAAAUGCCACGCGCUAUAUUGUCUUGAAGAAUGCCCAUCUAACAUUUGUGUGGAAUGUUUUUUCCAGAGCCCUAGACCCUGAUUCAGGAUAUACUUCCAGCUGAAUGUAAAUAGUUGUUGAGAAGGAUCAGUUUUUAGGAUACUUAACAAAGUCUAAAGCUACAAUCCUGAGCACAUUCAUAAGUGAGAAACUCCCACUGAACUCAUGCAGACAUACUUCAUAUUAAACAUGGUUAGGAUCACAU